Molecule: messenger RNA, 360 nt
Organism: Punctularia strigosozonata HHB-11173 SS5
Lineage: Eukaryota; Fungi; Basidiomycota; Agaricomycetes; Corticiales; Punctulariaceae
Exons: 1
Coding region: 1-360 (119 amino acids)
Source: RefSeq, a predicted model, not a curated record
AUGCCGUCGUGGCUGAGACAACAUUUCGGGAAACCCUCAUCCAACGCCGAACCUGACGUGAACGCACCCCCGCCCGAAUGGACUGCCGCACCCGAGCAAAGCUACGCCGACGGACUCUACAACGAGGCAUCCGAUGCGGACUACGAGGCCGCUGAGCAGUUCUGCUCCGACCACCCUCCCGACCUGCCGAAGCUCUUGCCUUCGCAUGCUAUCGACCGAAUCUCGGCGGUGGGAUGCGCGGCAUGGGGGCUCGAUUGGCCCAAUAGCAGGCGAUUCAUCGGGCGGAUAUCAAACGCAUCGAAGGCGAAGGGCAGACAAGCGGUAACACGCGUCGAGACCGAGGAUACAUGCAUAAAAUAA